This is a messenger RNA of Caenorhabditis auriculariae, 1224 nucleotides long. The record is from the annotation of a GenBank genome assembly. Lineage: Eukaryota; Metazoa; Nematoda; Chromadorea; Rhabditida; Rhabditidae.
AUGGAGAUUAUGAGCCAGCGAAAGCCGCCGCGAGUCGGUCGCACCAAAACAGGGGACCUCCGCCUCUCGACCUAUCCGACAGCUUUGCGCUGGGGCGAUAACGUGACCAAUGAGGCUCUGCCGAGGUGCGUUUAUUGCUGGUUGAAAACUUUUCCCAAUUGCCCGCGAUGGAAUCUGAAACACGAGCUCCAUACGCAAUUUUUGGACGGCCCGAGGGGCCAGAAGGACUGAAACCAGAAAAAAAGCUUGCUUUUGAGAUUUUACUUUAGUGUUUGGGCUUUUCUUCUAGCUUGCUCACACACUUUCUGAAAGUCUGGAUGUGUGUGCUUUAGAACCGCUACCUGCGCAAACUUCCAGUUUUCGACAUAUGGUUUUUCGAAACUGCGUAUUUUAACUUUUAAGGCUAACUUGUCGAACUUGGAAAUUAUUUAUCUCGAAACUAGAAGUUGGCGCAGGUAUAUAGCGAAUGUGUGGGAUCUUCACCUAGAUAUUCAGAGAUUAUUUAAUCGAAUCUGUACGGAUUAGAAAACUUCAAACUGCUAAAUAAAAUUACCUUCCUUGUUGUAGGAAUUUCGCCUUGUUCUUUAAUACAGAAAAAAAAAGUUUAUUUUUUGUUUUCGAUCUCCUCUUGGGUUAUUGUCUGUUGAAAUUUUCAACUUAUUGACCGAUAUUAUAAUAUAUUUUGAGAUUUUGAAAAUAUUUAGACCCAUACAACUGAGAUCGUGCUUUUCGCAGCCCUGGCUUUAUACUAUUCUUGUUUAUCCGUCUCUUUUCAUUUUUUCAAUGUUUGAUGUUUUAUCCCGGUGUUCAAAAACAGGAUAUUGUUGGAAUGUGAACAGCGAUCCUCAAUAAUAAACUCUAUUAUUGUUCAAAAAAGUUUUUUUUAAUUUUCAAAAGUUUGUAAAGAUUUCUAAACGAGCAAAAACAUUUUGUAGUCCGUCAAUAGAAGUUGAAAGAGAACAGGAAUAUAGUAAACAAGCUGGAAAUCCUAUAAAAGCCUUGGUUCAACCAAAAAUUUCAACCCAUCGUUCUCUUUUCAACAUGGAAUUCCUGGUUUGCUUUUCAGUAUAUUUUUGUAAUUUUCAAACUUUUUAGAAAUAUCUUCUUGCUCUUUUGGUCCUGAUCGCCGUCGUCUCGGCUCAAAAUCCCAUUUUCGGGGAUGACGACAAGGAGGCGGCUGAAGAACUGAGGAGAAUCCUUCGUGAGAAGGGCCUUAUCCCUUGA